This is a messenger RNA of Dunckerocampus dactyliophorus (ringed pipefish), 2100 nucleotides long. It is a transcript of the gene egr3, whose product is annotated as early growth response 3. Gene Ontology annotation, molecular function: DNA-binding transcription factor activity, RNA polymerase II-specific; RNA polymerase II cis-regulatory region sequence-specific DNA binding. Gene Ontology annotation, biological process: regulation of transcription by RNA polymerase II. Bases 326 to 1558 code for a protein of 410 amino acids. NCBI's taxonomy places the organism in Eukaryota, Metazoa, Chordata, Actinopteri, Syngnathiformes, Syngnathidae. The transcript is spliced from 2 exons. The record is from RefSeq and is a predicted model, not a curated record.
ACCAGCUACAAUAGAGCAAGUAUAGAGCCGCUCUCUUUAAUUUGCACACUCCACAUUGGCCACAAGCAGCCCACAAAGGCUUCCACACUGAUCCGAGUCAUAACCAAAUAGUCUGAGUGCGGAACCAGAAUCGGCGCUGUUCGUCCUCCGCGCUGGGAGAUAAACUUCCGACGGCACCAGAAGCUGGACCCGUCCGUCCCACGACUCAUCUCUCCUUACAAACCAGCCUGACCACCCCGGUGUUCGGUGCACCUGAGCGGGAGGGGGAGGGGGAUAUACGUGUACACUGGCCUCCCUCGUCCACGCCGGAGUGACUCGCAGUGCUAUGACCGGGAAAGUGGCGGAGAAGCUCCCUCUUACCAUGAGCAGUCUAAUAAACACCAUCCCCGACAGUCUGUACCCAGAAGAGGACGUCCCCACGUCUAUGAACAUUUUCACCAGCACGGAAUCUAUUAACCACUACGCUCAGAUGAACACGGAUAACAUCAUGGAUAUAGGCAUGGGAAGUGAGAAGGCAAGUGCAGAGAUUCAGUAUGGAUCCAGCUUCCAGUCCAACCGGAGUGGGCAGACUGUCACCUAUUUGGGCAAGUUUGCCUUUGACACACCGUCAUCGGGUGGCAUCGGCAGCUCUGGCUGGUGUUCUGACAACAACAUCAUCAGCCUCGUCAGCGCGGGAAUCCUUGGUGUCUCGCCGUCACCUGGCACGGUCAGCGCCCAGACGCCAUCCUCAGCAGCCAGCAUGGGUGGACAGAACUCUGACAUGGAGCAGGUUUACGGCCCGCCGCUGCCUGCCUACUCCACCUGCAGUGACCUGUACCAGGAUCAGGUGUCCUUCCACCACAGUCCUGCCACCAGUACAGCUCUGGCUUAUCCUGGCAAUGACUAUCACUCCACGUCCAAAGCCUCAAUGGAUGGCAGCCUUUUUUCCAUGAUCCCUGACUACAACCUUUUCCAUCAUCAAGGGGAAGUCAGUGUGAUGGAGCACAAGCCCUUUCAGACUAUGGACCCCAUUCGAGUCAACCCUCCGCCCAUCACUCCCCUUGAAACAAUCAGAGCGUUCAAAGACAAGCAGCAGAUUCACCCGGGUUUCAUCGGCGGGCAGCAGCACCCUCCUCCUCACCACCCAGCGCCGCAGACUCUGACGCUCAAACCCAUCAGACCACGGAAGUAUCCCAAUCGCCCGAGCAAAACCCCCGUCCACGAACGUCCGCACGCUUGCCCGGCAGAGAACUGUGACAGGCGGUUCUCACGCUCGGACGAGCUGACGCGGCACCUGCGUAUCCACACAGGCCACAAGCCCUUCCAGUGCAGAAUCUGCAUGCGCUCCUUCAGCCGCAGCGACCACCUGACCACACACAUCCGCACACACACUGGCGAAAAGCCGUUCUCCUGUGAGUUCUGCGGGCGCAAGUUCGCCCGAAGCGACGAGCGAAAGAGACAUGCUAAAGUUCACCUUAAACAGAAGGACAAGAAGCCGUCCGACAAAGGGAGCGGAGUGAUCGGGAGCCACAGCUCGCCUUCCAACUCCUGUGGAGGGCCCAUCUUGGGGACCUCAUGACCAUAACUACCUGCACUUAGAGUGGAGCCUGCCCCUUAAACAGACUCAGGACAAUGGGGCUGCAUCCAUCGUAAGACAACAAAACAUAGAUGACUUGUUCGCUCCUCUCUUUGGUUGCACUCCUUCCGUUUCGAGAUGGAUGCUUUUCAUUUCAGUAACAGGGAAGAGGCUGCAGUGCCCAUCAGAGAGAACCUUAGUACAUUCCGUCCAAAAAAGCCACUAUAACUAUCCUGGCUUUGCUGUGGUUCCACUUAAAUUUCUUAACUGAGAGGAAGCCAGAAUCUAUCACAGAGGUCAAAACAGACAAACUGAACAAAGGAGCAAAGUGAAAGGGUGAGUUGUCUGGGAUGUAUGCAGUGAUUUUACUAGGCUGUUUAAAAGUGCAAUUGGUUGUGUUUGUGUACUGUCACGGACACCUUAUAGUGGCACUUGUCUUUUUUGUUGUUUUAUUUCUUUUGUUGAAGUGUGGUGUUUUUUUGUGUGUGUGUAUUUGAAUGUUGUUUUCUCCAAUGAAUGUGCCAAAUGUAUUUUGUGGUAACUCA